This is a messenger RNA of Adineta ricciae, 474 nucleotides long. NCBI's taxonomy places the organism in Eukaryota, Metazoa, Rotifera, Eurotatoria, Adinetida, Adinetidae. The record is from the annotation of a GenBank genome assembly.
AUGGCGUUUGAUCUUGUUCGCAAACGUUUGACGAAAGAGCUCAAGGUGCUAACAGAGAAUCCUACACCGGGCAUACGAGUCGUCGAUGAUUUCACGGAUAUGCGAAAGAUUCGUAUUGACAUCGAAGGCGCAUCGGGAACAUUAUAUGAGGGUGAAAAAUUCCAACUGUUAUUUAAAUUCUCUGAUCAAUAUCCGUUUGAUUCACCCCAAGUGACGUUUAUUGGCUCUAACAUUCCUUUGCAUCCACAUAUUUAUUCAAAUGGCCACAUAUGCUUGUCGAUAUUGACCGAUGAUUGGUCGCCGGCAUUGAGUAUCAAUGCUGUUUGUCUGAGCAUUCUGUCGAUGCUUUCAAGUUGUAAGGAUAAGAGUUGUCCACCCGAUAACGAUUGGUAUGUCCGUACAGCAUCGAGUGAUCCGAAAAAAACUCUCCUUCCUAAUGUAAACAGAAAAAUUUCAAAUGAUUGUACGAUGUGA